Messenger RNA from Fibroporia radiculosa, 798 nucleotides. RefSeq lists its product as uncharacterized. The transcript is spliced from 2 exons. The coding region runs from base 1 to 798 and encodes 265 amino acids. The record is from RefSeq and is a predicted model, not a curated record. Lineage: Eukaryota; Fungi; Basidiomycota; Agaricomycetes; Polyporales; Fibroporiaceae.
AUGUCGUCUCAAUCGUUCGCACGGCUUGAAACUCUGCCCGGCCGCCUUCUCCAUCAACGAGGGACAGAAUCUACAACGGCGCGAGACGACGAACCUGGAACCGUGGAUCGACGCAGCGACCACACCGUCGGAAUCCGCGUCCGAGUUGACGACGACGCCGGUGAAGAUCGUGCCCUUGGGGCCCCAUUCGGCAAGUUUCCGCUCGCGGACAGCGCCUGGAGCGCACCCGUCCGCGGUGAUCUCCCAGCAGGUGAUCAGGGACCAGAUGCCCUUGGAGAUGGUCAAGAUGCGCCGUCCGUCGUGGCCAGGAAGGAUGUGGAUGCCGGAGAUCCCCGUCCCGACGCUGGCCGUAAAGUCGACCACCUUCCGCGGCUGUGCGUAGGGGUCUUGCCAGAAGCUCCCGAUGCGCAGCGCGCGCAGGACGGCCCGCUCGAGCUCGGCCGUGGUCAUGGACUUGAGGCGGCGGUGGGGGAACGGGAUCCCAGCGUGCAGAACCUGGCGGACGUAGGCACUGUGCCAGAUCAUGCGGGUGCGACAAAGCACGAGCAUGCGCCUGGAGGUCUACCCCCCGGUCAUUGCGGGCGGGGUGGGGGGAAGCAACGACGGACGCACCUGCCUCAGAGCCAGGAUGGAGGACACCGGGAGGAAGCUGAAGAUGAUGAUCAACGUAUCAUCGUUCAUUCCGCAGAACGACACCAUUCUGGAGCCAUCCAUGCGGAAGAGAAGGGGGGGGGGGUGCUCUACGGAAUGGGUGCAGCUGGGUCGACGAGCAGAGCAGCUGCAGACGAGGGCGAGUGA